GUGACCACCACCGCUUCAACCCCACCAAGUCCUCCACCUUCAUCGGCACCAAUGAGAGCAUCUACAUCGCCUACGGCACCGGCAGCAUGUACGGCGUCCUGGGCUACGACACGGUCACGGUUGCGGACAUCAGCGUCGAACACCAGGUCUUCGGGCUGGCUGAGAACGAGCCGGGUGAUUUCUUCUACUACGCCCCCUUUGAUGGCAUCCUGGGGCUGGCGUUCCCCAGCAUCUCCUCCGACGGAGCCACCCCUGUCUUUGACAACAUGAUGAAAGAAGGUCUGGUGGCCAGGGACUUCUUCUCCGUCUACUUGAGCAAGGAUGGGGAGACCGGCAGCUUCGUCCUCUUUGGUGCCAUCGACCCCCUGUACGCCACCAAUGGCAUCACCUGGAUCCCGCUCUCUGCCGAGACCUACUGGCAGAUCACCAUGGACAGGUAG
Messenger RNA from Pterocles gutturalis (yellow-throated sandgrouse), 440 nucleotides. RefSeq names its product pepsin A-like. Gene Ontology annotation, molecular function: aspartic-type endopeptidase activity. The transcript is spliced from 3 exons. The annotation marks the transcript as partial. Gene Ontology annotation, biological process: proteolysis. The record is from RefSeq and is a predicted model, not a curated record. Lineage: Eukaryota; Metazoa; Chordata; Aves; Pterocliformes; Pteroclidae.